AUGGAUUUGAGCAAGGGAUACUUAUGGGAUAAAUUGUGGCUGCCGUUUCUCAUUGCUCUGUCGUCGUUUUUCUUCUUUCGGCUUCUUCAGUUUAUUGUAAGAUGGUACCUUUUCGGCAAAUGGACUUUUCGGACGUUUAGCUACUUUAAAAUUCGUACAUUUCGUCGAAACCGGAACAAGAAUAUGGAUAGCAAAUCUCUUCAGCUUGUUCCUCCUAACAAGAAAUGGCGCAUUUCGAACGAGAUUGUUUCGCUGUUUCAUUCAGUCCUCUCUGGCCUUUGGGCUCUGUAUAUUUUGGUUAAUAUUGAAGAGUACAUUCAUAAUGAGAAGAGUACUUUGAUAACAGUGCGAACUAAGAGUGCCGAAUAUUUGGUUUUAAUGUCGUUUGGUUACCUCGUUCACGAUUUUAUUGAUCUUGUUGUGAAUGAGCGAUCAGCUCGUAUAAUCGAACUUUUAUUUCAUCAUGUGGUUGUACUUACAGGAUUUACGGUUACUCAUAUUACUGGGCAAUUUCUGUAUAUUGUCGUUAUUGGUUUGCUUAUGGAAGUUAACAGUAUUUUUUUACACACCCGCUCAUUGAUGAAUCUCUACCGACAGAAAAAGAAUUCAACUGCAUUUAAAAUUGUUGCCAUGCUCAACAUUUCUACUUUUGUCCUCUUUCGUCUUGCCGUCAGCGCAGCAUUAAUAGGUUGGCUUUUCUACCAUUAUGUAAGUGGUUUGGUUCAAUGGCAUUUGCAAGUGAUUAACAGUCUGUUGGUCUUCUCACUUACCACAACAAACUGUGUUCUAUUUUAUCGUGUUCUUGCCGCAGAUGGGCUUCUUGGUGCGAACCGGGCGCGUGCUGCAGACCUAAAAGAUAAACGACAUGAAACAGCGGCUCAAAACGCUGACCCCGGACAUGGCACAACAACUCAAAAGAAGGAUGAUAAGGCUGAUGAAACUGAUCCUAGCUCGAACGAUGAAGACGAGGAAGGUACAUCCGACGAAAGUGAUAAUAAAAAAUUUGGAGGAAACAAUCAGCCUCGUCCGAAUUAUAUUGAGGUGCCAACACAUCCUACGAGUUCACAGGAGGUUUUUAUUGUAAAUGUGGAAAAUUAAAUUGAUAAUUGCAAUGUAUUCACACAAACAUUAUUGUAAAAAUGUAACUUAUAUAAGAAGACACGGGGGUAGAGCCAGGUUUUUUUCUUUUUCCGGAUUUGUGAAAAUUCGUCCCUCAAAAAUUCCGUAUUACAUUUCACUAACUAAAAACGAUGCUGAUAAGAUGACACGGUUAACAUCCUUGACCCGUUUUUUCCGAUCAAACCUCCGACCCGGCUACGCUUGUCUAACCUUUC
Messenger RNA from Meloidogyne enterolobii, 1334 nucleotides. NCBI's taxonomy places the organism in Eukaryota, Metazoa, Nematoda, Chromadorea, Rhabditida, Meloidogynidae. The record is from the annotation of a GenBank genome assembly.